Molecule: messenger RNA, 3725 nt
Organism: Pieris napi
Lineage: Eukaryota; Metazoa; Arthropoda; Insecta; Lepidoptera; Pieridae
Gene: CycB3
Product: G2/mitotic-specific cyclin-B3
Exons: 8
Coding region: 459-1991 (510 amino acids)
Biological process (GO): regulation of cyclin-dependent protein serine/threonine kinase activity; mitotic cell cycle phase transition
Cellular component (GO): cytoplasm; cyclin-dependent protein kinase holoenzyme complex; nucleus
Molecular function (GO): cyclin-dependent protein serine/threonine kinase regulator activity
Source: RefSeq, a predicted model, not a curated record
GACCGUGAAGGAGCAUUCCGAUUUACGUUGUUAUACAAGGCGAGAUACUUUUUUUUACCAAAAAUCCAGCUUUUCUUAAUAUUAACAUGAAUUUACUAGUAUAUAACACAAGUCAUAUAUAGUAUACUUAUUUUUGAAGAUAAAAUUUAACGCUUACUUCUAAUCGUGAAAAGAAAAAUAAGCAAAUGUAAUAUUUCAACUUAUGAGUUCUUCUAAAAUGGAACGAAAGCUUCCCCCUCUCCUGAUUGGUACAUCUUUGCCAAUAGAAAUUUGAUUUCAUCCAACGGUUUUUGUUAAAAUUGCUCUAUUCGGUUGCGAGUUGAACAAACGUUACAAUAUUUUUCAAACAAUUAAAUAUUGGUUAUUUGUGGUUGACAUUAUUUAUAAUACUGUGCAAAUUAAACGGAAACAAGGGUACAAAUCAAACGGCCAUCGCCGUUUGUUAAUAUUAACUUGUAAUGGCGCCAACAAGGUUGGCAUCUAAGUCUGUAAAUAUUAGUCAGAAUAUGAACGGCAUCAUGAGCCAUGGCAUCACGACGAGGAGUAAGCAAUUAGCUACUCUGAAAUCUUACAAAGACAGCUUGAAGGCGCCAAACAAGAGAAAAGCUGAUAGCCCUUUAAAAGAUGUUACUGCUAAAAGAGCUGCUUUUGGAGACUUAACAAACGCAUUCAACAAAUCCUCGGGUAACGAAAAAUGCAUGACACUUAAAAAGGUGACCGUGGAAGGCAAAAUGCUUCCAGCUGUUAAGACUAUCAAACCACACACAGCAGUCAAUGGCAAGACAUUAAAAGGUAGACAGUUGCAAAAAGUAGCUGCAAAUGCCAUAGAGAGUGUGCAGAAACACUUUAUUAAGGAUCUACCCAAACCGAUUGCCACUCGGGCACAAAAUGGUAUUCUUAAGAAUAUUGUUCGUAAGUCAUUGGACAAGGAAAAUCAGAAUCAAAGUCAGAGUUCUUCAGCUAAAUCUGCUAGAAGUGAUGUUUCAGAGGCUUCACUUUAUACCACGGCUUUGGAGAAUAACAGUAGCACAUACGAAACAAAGGAGGAAUAUAAGGCAAUCAGCGAGAAACUAGACAAAGUAAAUUUGGAUGACUCGGACUGCAGGUCUCUGGAUGAGGAGGUGGACAUCCCACACCGAGUGCCUGCUGGUGUUAUUGACUUUGACAAGGAAAACUGGAAUGACCCCUACCAAGUAUCAUGCUAUGCUAUGGACAUCUUCAACUACUUGCAAAGCAGAGAACCUCUCUUCCCCAUCGAUGACUAUCUUACGCGGAUAAAGGGAAUCACAGCGUGGAUGCGAGCCCUACUCGUUGACUGGAUGGUGGAAGUUCAGGAGAGCUUUGAACUGAACCAUGAGACGUUAUACCUCGCCGUUAAACUUGUUGACUUAUUCUUGACUCGUUCAAGUCGGAAAUUGCCAGAAAGGGAACAUUUGAAUAAGGAAGAGCUACAGCUGUUGGGUGCAUCUGCCCUAUUUAUCGCUUCUAAGUUUGACGAACGGAUCCCGCCACUUGUGGACGACUUUCUGUACAUCUGUGACGGUGCCUACACGCUGAAUCAAUUAAUCAAGAUGGAGAUCAAAAUUGUGAAGACGAUCGACUUCGACCUCGGCAUUCCUCUCUCCUACAGGUUCCUGAGAAGAUACGCUCGGUGCGCCCGAGUCUCAAUGCCGACCCUGACCCUGGCUCGGUUCAUCUUGGAGCAAUGCCUAUUGGAAUACAGCUUGGUGUCUCUGUCGGAUAGCAAGAUGGCGGCUGCUGCGCUCUAUGUGGCGCUGCGGAUGAAGAACGUCUCCCAGUGGACUCCCACGCUGCAGCAUUACACCGGCUACUCCCUCUCUGAGAUUCUUCCGAUCGCUCUCCUCCAAAACGCAGUUCUGCACAAGAAGCCAAAGUCCGCGAUCAGCACGGUACGGAACAAGUACUCGCACUCGAUAUUCUUCGAAGUGGCCAAGUUGCCCUUAGUUGACGAUGCUCUUUUGACCAGCUGAGAAGGAAAGCCUCGCAUUAUACAAGCGGUGGGUAUUUUUAAGGGUUGUCAGGUCGCUUUCAGGUCAGAUAUUAGUUAGGUCGAAGCCAACAUGUUGAUCAAAAGUCAUAAUUUGGAACCAGUGCUACUUUUUAAAAGACUGUCUUUUGGUCAAUUCUUCUUUCUUUCUUUAAAAAGCGCCUUACUUAUAAACGUCUCUCAAUUUUUUAGCACUUUGCAAUAAUCAAUAUCUCCGGCUCAACGGUUAGGUUAAUUAAAGUUUUAAGUAAGGAGCUUUGAUGUUUAAUUCCAGUACAUUAGUAUUUCCCUACCUUGACAACCCUACGGUGACUUAUAAAAUGUUGUAACUGUAAUAAAUUUGUUAAACGGUUUUGUGAGGUGCCACGAGGCAUUAGGCGACGUAUACGCGAGCUAGACAAAUUAAAAUAUCGCCUAUCGGCCCGUGAAUGAGACGCUUAAUUUAAUCGUCAAUCGUAUGAAGCUAAAAUUUGAUUGACUUUUAAAUAUUUGGAUUAGAUUAAUAAAAGACUAACGUGCGACGUUUUUAUUUCCGACAUUGUACUUAUUUGUUUUUUCAACAAAUUCUGUACUUUUAAUUUAUUAGUGUAUUCAGGCCUUCGGCGGCCUCUUGGCUGAUUUUGAGGCCGAUUUUACGCUUCAUAAACAGAUUUAUGUAAAAUUUGUUAUACUUAUGUAAGUAACAGGGAUGCGUGCCAGUUGCAUUUAUUUUAAGACUGAUGACGUGGAUAGCCUCUAAGCCAACAUUUGACACUAAAAUAUUUAAGUCUUUUAAUAACAUUGAAUUUAGAUUUUAAAAAAUGGGAAUGAUUUAAUUAUCACAGAUUUUGUUUUAAUUUUUAAGAUGGUUAAUAAUCGCAUUGGAUUCGUAAGAAAAUAGAGUUAAAUCUUAAAUAUUUUAGUGUCGUGUAAUAGUGCUACAAACUUAUCUGAACCGGUGGCAUAUCAAGAGCGAAGCGGGUUUAGCUAUGGGUAAAAUAAGUGAGGGCACUACGAGCGCUUGUGCCAUAUUAAUGUAUGGCUCCAUUACCACCGUUAAACUUGAGAUCUUGAAACCAAGUUUCUUCGGCUAUGAUCUCCGUGUUUUUGUUUGAAAAUAAAAAUAACCAAAAUCGCGAAACACAGUGUACGCCCGUUUGAACGCUUCGAGAUCGUCUUCCUAUAGUCAAUUAUAGGUAAUCGGUUUAUUGGAAUAUUUAGUGUUAAUUGUAUUGUAAUACGCGGAAUACGAGUUUUAUUUAUUAGUUUUUUUCGGUUCAAUUGUGAGACCAUGUUUUAUUUUAAAUUGAUAUCGACGGAUGUACGGAAUGAGAAUCGGCAAUUUUUAUGAAAUGAAUAUCUUUUGGAUGGUAUUGUACAUACGCUGACGUUUGGACCGAUCUUCGACGAAUGAACUCAACUUGCCACCGAGAGCAAUUGAUUUUUAUAAAGGUUAUGUAUUGUAAUUAGCAGAAUUUGCUAAUAUUAUUAUAAUGAAUGGAUUUUGUAAUGUUUUAAUUAUAAUUUACAUAGUAAUUAUUGUGAGUUUUGCAGCGGUGUCGUGUUUUGUAAUUUAUCACAUUUUAAAGAGUACAAAAUAUUGGAAUGUUAUAAUGUUGUUCAUUAAUGGUAAGUUUUAGACUAGUUCGUUUUAAAACUGUUUUCAUAUCAUUUGUCAUUAUACACGUUAAUUUUAAUGUAAACUGUGAAAUGUAAAUAAAAAGUGAUUUUGGUUUGA